Messenger RNA from Thlaspi arvense, 639 nucleotides. Lineage: Eukaryota; Viridiplantae; Streptophyta; Magnoliopsida; Brassicales; Brassicaceae. The record is from the annotation of a GenBank genome assembly.
AUGGCUUACCCUCUUCACCUCUUUAAUGAGAGGUUAUGUAGGAACUACUGUAGGCAACUUAUAUCUACUUUUCUCAGCAAGGAUUGGCCUAUGCCUUCAAAUUGUACUCUUCACAUGCAAACAAACUUCAAAGGCCAUGGCAUUCUGAACUGGCAUUAUGACAAGCCGGAGCCACCAGUUGAGGGUCGUCUUCCUGAUGCUACCAAAGGAUCAGAUCACUUGAGAGAUGUGUUUGUUAAACAAAUGGGCCUGACAGAUCAGGAUAUUGUUGCUCUCUCUGGUGGCCACACCUGGGAAGGUGCCACAAGGAGCGCUCUGGAUUUGAGGGACCUUGGACUACCAACCCGCUCAUCUUUGAUAACAGCUAUUUUAAGUACGUUCCUUUGGGCUAUGUACAAUGUGGAACUCUUGAGCGGAGAGAAGGAUGGGCUUCUACAGCUUCCAUCUGAUAAGGCCCUUCUCUCUGAUCCAGCCUUCCGCCCUCUUGUUGAGAAAUAUGCUGCGGAUGAGGAUGCUUUCUUCGCUGAUUAUGCAGAAUCUCACUUGAAGCUCUCUGAACUGGGGUAUAAUUUCCAAUCCCUGUGUUUGCUGAGGCCUAAGUUCUGGACGAAGAAUGACACGGAAUGGUGGCCUGUCUAG